Molecule: messenger RNA, 2072 nt
Organism: Anthonomus grandis grandis
Lineage: Eukaryota; Metazoa; Arthropoda; Insecta; Coleoptera; Curculionidae
Gene: Edc3
Product: enhancer of mRNA-decapping protein 3
Exons: 9
Coding region: 222-1634 (470 amino acids)
Biological process (GO): deadenylation-independent decapping of nuclear-transcribed mRNA; P-body assembly
Cellular component (GO): P-body
Molecular function (GO): mRNA binding
Source: RefSeq, a predicted model, not a curated record
AACAUAGCAUUUUAAUACUAGAUGGUACAAAUAUUUUGGAUUAUUUUGUCUUUUGCCUUAAUAAACUUUUUUAAACGAAUAUUCCCUUAGAAUUAACUUACAUCAAUUUAAUUGAAUUCUCAGAGUCUCGAAACAAAUUUCAGGUCACUGUUUUCAACUGGUUGUUAUCUAAAAAUCUCAUUCUUGCUGAAACUGCUGUGCUAUUAAUAUUUGUAAAGAAAAUGGCACACGCAAUAGGUUACAUAGUAUCAAUAAAAUGUCUUGGACGCUUGGGAAUAUAUCAGGGUAAGAUCACUGAUGCUAACCAUCAUACCAUCACUUUGGCACAGGCUUUUCACAAUGGGUAUCCUUGUAAUGGACCCGUACAAAUCACAGCAUCAGAUAUACUAGACAUAAGUUUCAUUGAAAGAGCAGUAGAGGAGCAACAAGAAAACAGUAUAGUAACCAUUGAAAAACCAAUUGCCAAAAGGUUGGGUAGAUCUCAUAGUACCUCAGAAACUCAACCUUCCAGUUCGAAGCAGGCUCAACAAAAUGGUGGUUAUUACAAUAAGAGUAAGCCAAUUGAUAUUGAUUUAAGUAAGAAGUUUGAUGAAGCUCUUCCUGGUUCUUUUAAAAAUAAUACUCCCAAUAGAAAAGGACAAAAAGGUGGUGGUAAGCAAUGGAUAAAGGGUUGGAAAGAUGAAGAAUGCUUUGGUUCUCCUCUGGACCAGCACAUGAAAGGAGAUUUCGAUUUUGAAAAGAAUUUGGCCCUUUUUGAUAAACAAGCCAUCUGGGAUGAACUGAAUUCACAGAGGCCUGACCUGGUUAGAAAUGUGGAAACCAGAAAAAAGUACAGUGUUUUUUAUUGGAGUUCAAAAUACAGACAUGACGAGAAUGUCAUCGCAACCCAGCCAACUUCCACCCGUCAAAUUAUAGUGCCAAAACAUGAGUUUACUGAAUAUGUUACAGAUGACGGCCUGAUAAUCCCUUGCAUUUCCAAGCAUCUUCGCAAAAAACUAUUUGAGGCAGCUGAAACCGCGGGAUUAACAUUUGAAAGGCGAUCGGAAUUAUUUGGUACCGCCGCAGCGGAAAUUGCUAUUCAGCUUUUGGGUGGAGGUCACAGACUGAAUCCAAAUAAUAUGCAUCAGCUGCCUACUGUUCUUGUAUUAUGUGGACCUCACAGACAAGGAGCGGCAGGUGUGAACACAGCGCGUCAAUUGGCCUCCCACGGGGUGCGCACCAUAGUCUAUUGUGCCUCCUUAGACGCGGUUGCAUUAAAAAAAGAACUGUCCCUUUACAUGUUGACGCGUAACCGAACGAUCUCGAUCAUUCCCGAACUGCCUAGCAGCGCGGAUUUAAUUAUUUGCGCGUUAUGCGACGACUCGGACAUGCCCAAGAGUUAUCCGAUGCUGGCCGAGUGGGUGAAUAAGAAUAAGGCGCCGGUGUUGGCGCUGGAUCCGCCAUCUGGCGGAGUACCGGGUAUUUUAGCGAAGAUCUCCUUACUCCCAGUUCUUCCUCUUUCUCACUCCUCGAGCAACGGGAAGCUUUAUUUGGCCAACCUGGGGUUCCCUGUGGACAUUUUCAACGAGGUGGGAAUUAAGUAUAGGAGUCCCUUUGGCGCUAAAAAUACCAUACCGCUACAUCCGAACGAAUGAUUUAACAUUGAAAUUUAAGGAUUCAACUAAACCGAGUUGUGGAACGAUUACAGAGGAAUGAAUACUUUUACAUUGACCGGGGUAUCGGCGAUUCAAGUGAUAUAAUGGAAACGUACCAGUGUAAAUUAACUAUAUUAUGCAUAGGCUUCAAAUUAUAUUUUAUUGGUUGAUAGAUGGGCGGGAAGGUUUCGACUUACGGCAGUAUUUAAUUGCAUUUAUUUAUUUAUUGAUUGAUUUUUCUUCAUAAGUAAUUAUUUAUUAGACUUAUCUUGUUGUUAGUUAUAUUGUAAUCAUGAAAAAAUGUGUUUGUAAGUUUUCCGUUAACCACUAUGGUUCUGUAAUGCGACAAACGAAAUGACUCUGCUUAUAUUUUUUUAUAUUACUAUAUUUAUUUUCUUUGUAGUUUUUCCACAAUCAAAUAUAAGUUGUUGAUAAUGA